AGCAUCGUUAAAGAUUUUACUAAAAGAUGUAAAGAAAUUGUGCAAGCAGCUAUGACGUGGGCUCCCCAAGCAACUAAAUCACAUUUACAAGAAUAUAUAAGACAGUUUCAAUCUUCAGGUAAAGAACACCAUUCGGGUUUAUCUCUUGCAACAGAUUCAGUUCUUGAAUUGGUUGACUUAUCUGGACCAGGUCUCGGUCUUGGACUCUCUACAACUAACUCAUUGGAUAAACAAUCUCGAGCGAAGGGUGCUAGUUCCUGGCUAUUUUCAAUGAUGACAACUCGUUCUUGGUAUGCAGGUGAAGUUGCUGGAAUGUUAAAUCUUGUACGCGGCGAAACACUGCGCAAGGAACAGCAUUCUAGUGAUAAAGAAAGUAUUAAUAUGGUCGUAAAUCGAUUAGUUGAUGAACUCUGGCGAGCAUGUCGUAAUCGAGACGAGAAUGAGCAUCACUGUGCAUUAUGGCGAGCUACAGCUCUUCUUAUAUCAAUACCAGGUAUAUUUGAUAUUUUGUUAUUUUUUUAA
Messenger RNA from Ceratosolen solmsi marchali, 522 nucleotides. Its product is annotated as phosphatidylinositol 4-kinase alpha-like. The annotation marks the transcript as partial. NCBI's taxonomy places the organism in Eukaryota, Metazoa, Arthropoda, Insecta, Hymenoptera, Agaonidae. The transcript has 2 exons. The record is from RefSeq and is a predicted model, not a curated record.